Molecule: messenger RNA, 2296 nt
Organism: Colius striatus (speckled mousebird)
Lineage: Eukaryota; Metazoa; Chordata; Aves; Coliiformes; Coliidae
Gene: TFPI2
Product: tissue factor pathway inhibitor 2
Exons: 5
Coding region: 116-835 (239 amino acids)
Biological process (GO): negative regulation of peptidase activity
Cellular component (GO): extracellular region
Molecular function (GO): serine-type endopeptidase inhibitor activity
Source: RefSeq, a predicted model, not a curated record
AGCAUAUAAAGCGCUGCCGUCGGGUCAGGCAGCACUCCUCGCUCCCGGCACUCGGCUGUCACCUGCCUGCCCUCCCGUCCGCCCUCCCUCCCUUCCUCCCGUCUGCCGCCGCGACAUGGCCGUCGACCGCCGCCUGCCGCUGCCCGCGCUGCUGCUGCCGCUGGCCUGCGCGGCCCUGGCCCCGCGCACCCCCACAGAGAAGCAACGUGGCUGCCUGCUGCCUCCCGAGGACGGCCCCUGCCGCGCCCUGGUGCUGCGCUGGUACUACGACAGGUACACGCAGACCUGCCAGGAGUUCACCUAUGGGGGCUGCCACGGCAACGCCAACAACUUCCUCACCCUCGACGACUGUGAGAAGAGCUGCUGGGCCAUCAAGAAAGUGCCCAAAUUGUGCCGGUUGGAGGCUGAUGGAGGACCUUGUAGGAGUCACCUGAAAAGAUAUGCCUUUAACUUGAGCUCAAUGAGGUGUGAGGAGUUCAUCUAUGGUGGCUGUUACGGAAAUGGCAACAACUUCAGAGACUUGCAAUCUUGUGUGGACCACUGUCUGCCAGAGAAAACCGGUCCCUUGCUGUGCCACAGCCCAAAAGAUGAAGGACUGUGUUCUUCUUCUGUGCCUCGCUAUUACUAUGACUCCAAGACUAAGUCAUGUAAGGAGUUCAAAUAUACUGGCUGUGGUGGAAAUGCCAAUAACUUUGUUACUGAAACAGACUGCUACAAGGUCUGCAGAACAGCAGGGACUCCGAAACCAAAAAUCAACAAGCCAAUGAAUGUAUUCCGUAGAAAAAUGAUGAGAAAACUGAUUAAAAAACCUCAAGUGUAUAACCCGAAGUCUUAAAGCUGAUGUGCACUUGGCUGUUUGAAACACCUUAUGAUUCUGCUUUCUUCUUUUGUAAGAUGGUUUCCACAUAGUUUGACACACUGGUGUAGUUCUGUCUUUCAGGACUGCUUUUUAUUUCCAACUUAUUUUUUAUAAAGAACUGCAUUUAAUGUAAGGAGAGUGAACCUAAGUUGGGUUCUUCUGCUCUGUUGUCUUUUCAGUAAUACCUUGGCAAAGCCAGGUAUUUAGAUUUCCAUGUUUUUAUGGGGGAAUGUUACUACUGCCUUGGGAGAAUAUUUCAGCAGUUACAAAUCAAUUAAGAUUUGAAAAAUCAUUCAUCUCUUAGUAUACCUAAGGAGAGUAUUAAGCUAAAUCUCUGCCAUAGAUUUUUCUGGCAUCCUCUGCUUGUUAAAGAAAAGGUACCUCUCAUAAGUGUCUUAAGAGAUUUAUUGCCCUGCCAUUUUACAUACUUUGGCACUAUUAUGUAGGCAGACUGUCCUUUACAGUUCUGUUCAUAAUCAAGGCUUUCAGAAACCUUCAUAAUGGUAAAAGAACUAUAAACAUAAAUCUAGCUCAUCCCACAAGAGAAAAUGGGGAAUAGGGAUACUUUAAUAAAACCUCUGAUAAAGACAAUGAAUAAGCUACUUAGGUAUUAAAAUGUACAUUUGACAUUUUUGCUAAGUUAUAGUCCAGAUCCUUGCAUGGCAUAGAUCAGCAUAUUUUUAUUGAUUUUAAUGGAGUUAUGCUGAUUGCGUCUCCUGAGGAUCCUGAUAUUUGCAUUUAUGCAGUGGCUGUUGAAGCAGAAAAGCAGAAUCUUCUUCAGAUUUCAUGUAAUCCCUCUUUUGAGGCGCUAUUGUAUUUCUUAUGGUAGAUUAUACCUAUGGUGGUAUUAUUGCACCUUCUUUUAUGUUUUGUGUUUGAGCCAUGUGUGAGUUUCAAUAAAUUUCACUACAAUAUUUUCUAAAUUCAUAGGUAAUGUUAAUAAAAUGGUUUUGAAUACAAAAGGAGAACUUGUUCUGUCAUUAUCCUAAAUUAGUUGUACACACUAAUAUGUGUAAUGGUACCUAUUAUUUGCUCAUUAUGGCUGUAGCAGAGUUUAAUUAUCUCUUAAAUAAUUUCCUUAUACUGAGGUCUUUAUUUGAAGAAAGCCAUAAAAUUGCAUUGAUGUCAUUCAUCCCCAGCAGUUUUUAUGGCUCAGCUGCAACUCCCUAAAGAACCACUCUCCAAGGGGUGCUUAGUUAAGCUGAUUGUCUGCUUGUGGGUCUCCUCUUUGAUGUUGCAAUACCUGAGGAGCUUUUGUGAGGGCAGUAGGCUAUUUGCUUGAAAUGGCACUGAAUUUCAGUUAGAAAAAUCCAAGUGUGUGCUUUAUCCAUAUUUCAGAGAGGGAACAUGAUGGGGAAAGUAGUCAAGAUUUGAUUUUUAUUACUGAUUUUUCUCUCACCCCUGGAUUUUCAGUUAAAGCAGUUGGCUUGCUUUCAU